Messenger RNA from Penicillium nucicola, 1149 nucleotides. RefSeq lists its product as uncharacterized. Bases 1 to 1149 code for a protein of 382 amino acids. The record is from RefSeq and is a predicted model, not a curated record. The transcript has a single exon. NCBI's taxonomy places the organism in Eukaryota, Fungi, Ascomycota, Eurotiomycetes, Eurotiales, Aspergillaceae.
AUGGUCUCCAUCUCCGUCACGCCGAGUGCAUCUCCCUCAUCCAAACCCUCGCCGACACGCUCCUGGGCCACGAUCACGUCAAUUACGACGGAAACCGUUCACCCAACUUAUUUGUUUACUCUCACAGAGUCUGAAACUGUUUCUCGUUCUGUCACGUCCAGCGCGUUCGCGGAAUCAUCGCAAACCUCACGUUCAGCCGUGGAUACUCAUGCCAUUGUUGAAACGUCAUCCACCACACUUGAUACUCCAGUGACAUUUACGGGAUCAAGUAUUAUCAUGACCUCGGUCAUGGAUGUCCCAUUGUCAACAAUGAGCCCUUCUGAUCCGUUAGCCCAUUUGAGCGGCUUCAACUCGUUGGAGAACGCACAGUCAACGUCGACAUACUUCGAACAGCCAGAGGCUACCACAAGCUCCACGAGCUCCACGAGUAUUUCAAUUACUUCUGCCUCGUCUUCAACAGCAGCAGCAUCAAUCUCUCCAGUCAUCUCACCAUUCAUCGGAACUGUAACGGGCACAAUCUCGCCAGACAAUUCCACCUCAUCCACCACUACUCCAUUCAUCGGAACUGUAUCGAGUAAAGUCUCACCAUACAAAUCCCCAACCUCGUCCAAUGCUACAGAAUCCUCCCCUUUCUUCAACACCAAAGAUGACAAGGCGAUCAAGCCCGCCGUCAUAGUCGGCAUCGUCAUAGGAGUAUCAGCCCUGAUCAUGUUCGCACUAGCAGGCUGUUUCAUCCUCCGACGCAGACGUCAAAAAAUCAUGAAGAAGCAAAAGAUCAUCGGCGCACAAAUCAAACGCCCCUCCUUCCGUUCAUCAUUAGGAUUAGGGUACAAAACCCUGCAUAUCCGCCGCGCAGCAACACCCACAACUACCAGGACCAUUCGAACCCCAACCCUCCCAGUCAUCCCAGAAGAGGCCCACACAGUCCCAGCCUGCUCCAAUGACCCGUUCACCCACGCGCACUCAAACCCAGACCUGUCAAUGGACAGUCUGUACCUACGCAGUGAACGUUUACAUCGCGCCUCCUACGCUCAGCCCGGGCUCACUUCCGGCUCCCCGACUGACCACUCCCCCUGGAAAUCAACGUCUGUCCUCCCUCACGCGGGGUCUCGGGCUACUCCCACACCUCGUGGGAGGAUGCAAGCGUAG